Molecule: messenger RNA, 1239 nt
Organism: Cyclocybe aegerita
Lineage: Eukaryota; Fungi; Basidiomycota; Agaricomycetes; Agaricales; Hemipholiotaceae
Source: the annotation of a GenBank genome assembly
AUGGAUGAAAUUGGUAUCGAAGUACAACGCAAUGAACCUUCCUUUGACCCAGCAGUCAGCGAGAAGUCUGCACUCAUCCAGGAGCUUCAAGAGGAGGACCUGUAUAUCAAGUACAAGAAGCUAGCGCGUCACCUAGAGAUGCUCGAAAUACAGGAAAGUUACAUCAAAGACGAACAAGCAAACCUGAAGCGCGAGCUCAUCCGGGCACAAGAGGAAGUCAAACGCAUUCAAUCCGUUCCCCUUGUAAUUGGCCAAUUCCUAGAACCUAUUGACCAGCACACUGGGAUCGUAGGAUCGACGACCGGUUCGAACUACGUUGUUCGAAUCCUCUCAACCCUGGACCGAGAGCUUCUGAAACCUUCGUCGUCUAUCGCCUUGCACCGGCAUUCAAAUGCUCUGGUUGACAUCCUCCCUCCAGAAGCUGACUCUUCUAUUGCCAUGCUUGGAAAGGAGGAGAAACCGGAUGUGGCGUAUCAAGAUGUCGGUGGGAUGGACUCUCAAAAGCAGGAGAUACGAGAGGCAGUCGAGUUACCACUUACACACUUCGACUUGUACAAGAAGAUCGGUAUCGACCCACCGCGAGGCGUAUUGUUGUAUGGGCCGCCAGGUACCGGAAAGACUAUGUUGGUCAAGGCUGUUGCGCACCACACAACUGCCUCUUUCAUCCGAGUAGUGGGUAGUGAGUUUGUGCAGAAGUAUCUUGGCGAAGGUCCGCGUAUGGUUCGGGAUGUUUUCCGACUAGCGCGAGAGAACGCCCCUGCUAUUAUCUUCAUUGAUGAAAUCGACGCGAUUGCCACCAAACGUUUCGAUGCCCAGACAGGUGCCGACCGUGAAGUCCAGCGUAUUCUUCUCGAAUUGCUGAAUCAGAUGGAUGGUUUUGACCAGGGCAGCAAUGUCAAGGUCAUUAUGGCGACAAACCGUGCUGAUACACUGGAUCCUGCCCUCUUGCGUCCUGGUCGUCUUGACCGUAAAAUCGAAUUCCCUCUCCCAUCGCGGAGAGAAAAGCGGUUAAUUUUCCAAACUGUGACGAGUAAAAUGAACCUUGGGCCCGACGUAGACCUCGAAGACUAUGUUUCGCGUCCAGAUCGCCUGUCGUCAGCCGAGAUUGCCUCUAUCGUUCAAGCCGCCGGACUUCAAGCUGUCCGUAAGAAUCGGUACGUCAUUCUACCUGUUGACUUUGAGGAGGCUUGGAAGCAAACAGUCAAACGAUCAGACGAGACGCACGAAUUUUACCGGUAG